Molecule: messenger RNA, 2612 nt
Organism: Gordionus sp. m RMFG-2023
Lineage: Eukaryota; Metazoa; Nematomorpha; Gordioida; Chordodea; Parachordodidae
Product: DNA topoisomerase 3-beta-1-like
Exons: 13
Coding region: 22-2409 (795 amino acids)
Biological process (GO): DNA topological change
Cellular component (GO): nucleus
Molecular function (GO): DNA topoisomerase type I (single strand cut, ATP-independent) activity; DNA binding
Source: RefSeq, a predicted model, not a curated record
AUAAUCCAUGCAAUAAUUUUGAUGAAGACAGUCUUGAUGGUAGCAGAAAAGCCUUCACUGGCUAAAACCAUUGCAGGGAUAUUGUCUAACAAUAAUAUGAGGGAAGUUAAAGUUACAGGGAAAUCUUUAUACAUUUGGAAUGGCAGAUUUAAGUCUGAACAAGUCAUUUUCAAAAUGACAUCGGUAUUUGGUCAUGUUUUCUCAAUCGAUUUUGAUAUGGAAUUCAAUAAAAGAAUUGAUCCGUCAGCACUAUUUGGGGCAAAGAUUAUCCGGAAGGAUGCAAUGUCAAAGAUGAGAUUACCUGCAUUUCUUAAGAGCCUUGCUGAAAAUGAAGGAAAAGGAUUAGAUUAUUUGGUACUAUGGCUUGAUUGUGAUAAAGAAGGAGAAAACAUUUGCUUUGAAAUAUUGGACAUAGUUAAAAGAUUUUUUAAUGAUAAAACUCGAAUUAAUUACUUUGAUUUCACUGGACGUGGAGGAAAUGUAAAUAAUUUUAAUAGGAACAAAUCAGUUUAUAGGGCUCGAUUUAGUUCUCUAUCCCCUGGAGAAAUACAAUAUGCUUUCGAAAAUUUGACAGAUCCAAAUUAUCUGGAAUCAAGAAGUGUUGAUGCAAGGCAGGAAUUAGAUUUGAGAAUUGGUUGUGCAUUCACACGUCUGCAAACAGCUCAUAUGGCAAAAACAAUGAAUACCAAAGAAAAAAUUGUUGUAUCCUUUGGACCCUGCCAAACACCCACCCUAGGAUUUUGCGUUGCCAGGGAUGAUUUUAUCAAAAAGUUUCAAAGCCAAACAUAUUGGGGAAUCGAUGUUAGGGUUUCGUUAGACAAUCAAGCUACCGGUAAUAGCUAUUAUUCGAACUUCAACCGCGACCAAGAUACGUUGAAACUGUAUUGGGACAGGGGCCGAAUUUUUGACAAAGAGGCCAUUAACGCCUUCUGCCUAUUAGUCAGAGGAGAUAUUAACCAGGGACCGCCCAGAGCACUCGUGAAGUCAAUGACGGCCAAUAUAAAGCAAUGCUAUCCUCCGCUCCCUUUAAACACGGUUCAAUUAUUGAGAAUAGCUAGUUCAGCCUUUGGUCAUAGUCCGCACCACACUAUGGAUUUGGCAGAAAAGCUUUACACCUCCGGUUAUAUUAGUUAUCCUAGGACCGAAACGUCCGCUUAUUCGGCUGGAUUUGAUUUUCAAUCUAUCCUGAACGCUGCUAGAUCCGUUCCACAUCUGAGCCCUGCCGUCAAUAAAAUAAUGGCCCAGGGUGGCCCAAACCAACAAAACAGGUUUGGGGGUAAGGACGUCGGCGACCACCCGCCCAUAACCCCCACUCCACAAAUAUUGUAUUCUAAUUCCUUUGAUAGGGAUGAUGGGAAAAAGCAGAUUUACGACUACAUAUUCACCCAUUUUUUGGCUACAUUGAUGGGAAAUGCUAAGUACCUCGAAUACGUUACCACUUUCGAAAUAAACGGUGAAAUUUUUAAAAGCGAACACAGGGAAUUAUUGGAAGCCGGAUUCAUGGAGAUUAUGCCAUGGAAAUUGGGGGAGAACGGUCUCACUAAUAAAUCCGUUAACCAUCAACGGACCGAAUUCAAGGAGGGAAUGAUUUACCCCGUCAUUAAAGUAGAAACAACAGAAUAUCAAACCAAACCUCCCAACUUGCUCACCGAAUCGGAACUUAUCAAGCUGAUGGAAACACACGGGAUUGGCACAGAUGCUAGUAUUCCAGUCCAUAUCAAAAAAAUAAUUGACAGGAACUACGUUAAGAUAGUGGGUAACACUGCUAAUCGGAAAAACUUCAAAUCAUCUUUUCAAAACAAUGAUUUUGACAAUGACCAAGAAGGAAAUACUAAUAGCGGCGGAGGAAAAGCUAGGUAUCUAAUGCCAACUCAACUCGGAAUAGCUUUGGUGCAUGGAUACGAAAUGAUAGACGCAGAGCUGGUACUACCUACUAUGCGAGCCGCGAUGGAAAAGCAACUGAACUUGAUUGCCAAUGGUGGAGCCCUCUACGAUAACGUAGUGUCUCACACACUUAACAAUUACGUGAGCAAGUACAGAUUUUUUGAAAGCAAUCUCGGCUUAAUAUCCACCAGGAACAUAGGAUCGCUAACAUCCAAUUCACCCUCUAAUGAAAACGGUCGGGGUCGUUCCAAUUCAGGCAACCGUUCCGGAUUUGGGCGCUCAUCUUCUACAGGUUUUAGAUCGAGGAAUUCAUCUGGUGGAAGUUUCAAAGGUGGAAGAGGCGGUAGGGGUGGUGGUAGAGGAAAGGUACGAGGGCGGCGAGGGGGUGGGAAACAAAGCGGCGCAAAGGAAGUCACCAUCACGGCUAGGUACAAUAUCGCUCCACCACCUGUAGUGACCGGAAGUAACGGAUACGUUUCUGCACCAAUUUACAACACUGAACGUCUAAAACGCUUCUUGGAAUGAAUGAUUAGUUAAAUAGAUAUCCUAGAAUAAAAUCAUUAAAUAUUAAUGGAUUAGGGAUUUGUUUAUUUGUUAAUACCGUUAUUUAUAUAGUACUACCAUAUUGUAUUGUAUAUAUUUUAAUUUUAAUUAUAGCAAAAUUAUUUUUUGUUACCAUAUUUAUAGAAUAUAGAUUUUGCUAUUAUUGAGUGUACAGAUGAUUGUUA